AUGUUGCCACCGACAGAAGACGAUUUCGAGUACUAUUUUGCAUUCAAUUUAAAGUUACUGUCUCUCGUAGGCUUUAAGUGUAGUUUGGAAAAGAAUGAGCAGAGCUUAAGUUUUAUCAAUAAAUUGCCAUCUUAUAUGAUGUGCAUGCAUGGAAUAAUUUUGUCUAUGUGUGAAGUUUACUUUAUUCGAGACAUAUACUCGAAUGAAAAUAAAACAUUAGUCAUGCAGAUUCUCAGUCAGGGAAUUAACAACACGUUGUGCAUAAGCAAGGGGUUCUUCUUAGCGUACUCUAUAGAGCGAAUGCAAAAUGUACUUCAAGAGAUACAGUUUCUUUGGAAAACUUACCGCCCAAGUCAGGACAAUCGAAAAAUUAUUUUGGCUGAUGCCCACCGAACUUUUUUAUUUUGUAAAAUUUAUUUUUGUGUUCUUGCAAGCUGUUGUUCCAGUUAUUUUCUCUGCUACUUACCUGCACUUUUCAAUUUAGCUCAACAAUAUCGUAACCGAGAUGCAAACAAUCAUACGUAUGAUUUUUCUCAGAGACUUGUACUUCUGAAAUAUCCCUUUGAAAUACCCAACAUACCGACUUACUUUUUGAUAGAAUUAGAAGAAGGCUUUUAUCUGUUUUAUUCAGCAGCGUUAUUUUUCGUUAGCGGUGACACUCUGUUUGCCCAAACUGUGACCCACAUUUGUUUACAGUUCAAGAUUUUAAAAUAUGACAUUGACGAAACAUUUAAUAGUGAGAGUACAGGAGAAAGAGAUCACUCAAUUUUGGUUAAUUUUGUUAAAAGACAUCGUGACCUUUUGAGAAUUUGUGCGUUGAUUGAAGAAGCAUUUAGUCCAAUUAUUCUUUCAAUGAUGCUUUUAUCGUCGCUAUCCUUGUGCGUCGGCUUAGUUGGAGUACGAGGGACAAUGGCAAAGCACAGCUACGAAGAAACUGCAGUUGUUGUUACUCUCAUGAUGUUAACAUUUCUACAGAUUUUAUUUUAUUGUACUUUUGCUGAAAAAAUAACUGAAGAGACCAGAUCACUAGCGGACGCCAUGUACAGCUGUGAUUGGACAGUGAAGAACUAUAAGCUAGGAUUAUACAUCCAACUGAUAAUUUUGAGAGCCCAAAAGCCUUUUCAAUGUACAGCAUGUGGAUUUUUUCCUAUCGGCCAUUCACAACUCAUGACAAUUAUCAAUACAGCUUUUUCAUACUACAUGAUGUUACAAACUACGAGCUAA
Nasonia vitripennis (jewel wasp) is the source of this 1224-nucleotide messenger RNA. It is a transcript of the gene Or268, whose product is annotated as odorant receptor 268. The record is from RefSeq and is marked inferred. Lineage: Eukaryota; Metazoa; Arthropoda; Insecta; Hymenoptera; Pteromalidae. Gene Ontology annotation, biological process: detection of chemical stimulus involved in sensory perception of smell; sensory perception of smell. Bases 1 to 1224 code for a protein of 407 amino acids. The transcript has 8 exons. Gene Ontology annotation, cellular component: plasma membrane. Gene Ontology annotation, molecular function: odorant binding; olfactory receptor activity.